Molecule: messenger RNA, 824 nt
Organism: Wasmannia auropunctata (little fire ant)
Lineage: Eukaryota; Metazoa; Arthropoda; Insecta; Hymenoptera; Formicidae
Product: E3 ubiquitin-protein ligase MIB2-like
Exons: 3
Biological process (GO): protein ubiquitination
Cellular component (GO): cytoplasm
Molecular function (GO): protein binding; ubiquitin-protein transferase activity
Source: RefSeq, a predicted model, not a curated record
GCACCGUGUCGGAGAUGGUGGAGCUACUGUUAUUGCACGGCGCAGCCAUCGAUGCUGUCAACAAUGAUAAAGAAUGUGCUCUUCAUUUGGCUGCGCUGCUUGGCUACCAUGAGAUCUGCACCUUUCUUCUGGACGCUGGUGCUUCUAUACAUGUAGUCGACAAGGAUGGAAACACGCCCUUACAUUACGCGGUAAAAAACGACGAGUCGGAGAUGGCGGAUCUACUGUUAUCGCGAGGCGCGGCUAUCAAUUCUGUUAACAACGACAGAUGUAGUGCUCUGCAUAUGGCAGUUUGCCAGCAGUACAUGCAAUGCGUGAGAGUGCUGUUGCGUUAUCAUUGCGACGUCAAUCUCCAGAACUUGGAUGGCAACACAGCAUUGCAUGAAUUGCUUGAUGACCCUGUGUCGACGCGGAAAGUGAAGCUGGACAUAAUCGACGCGUUAUGCUCCUCCGGGAGGGUCGAUUUCACGCUGAGGAACGAAUUCGGUUGCAACAUCCUACAUAUCGCCGCGCUCAGGGGCAACGCUGAUGCAAUGGAAAGGCUGGUUACACACGCGCAUCACUUGGUGGAUGUGCAAAUGGAGGACGGAAACGCAGCGUUGCAUUUAGCGGCUUCGAAAGGGCACAGGGAAGUCGCGGCCAUUCUCCUCUCGCAGAAUGGCGGCCGCGCCAAGGUCGAUCUGCGCAACAAUCUAGGUCAAACGCCGUUGUGCUUAGCGGCUUUGCAUAAACAUUGGCCGCUUGUCGAGCUGCUCGCGCAUCAGAAAAUUGCGAAUUUUGAUGAAACGAAUAUGUGCAAAAUCUGCAUGGAGCGUCGUCGUAAC